AUGGCCUACCGCGAUGAGGCUCCAUACCGUCCUCAGGAUGCCCAUGAGGUGUCCGAGAUGAUCCGCGGCCUCAACAGCCAUAUCAAAGGCAACGGAGGAAAGGGCGGUUUCUCAUGCAAAAAGAAUACUUUCGACGUAGUCGGCUCAAAUAUCAAAGUCGACUCUUGGAAGAUGCAGGACUGGGAUUACAAGAAGCCCAAUCUUCCUACUUACGCCAGAGGUCUUUUCACAACAACAAACUCAAAAGGUCAGCCCGAGAUUGUCACAAGAGGAUACGACAAGUUCUUCAACCACGGCGAAGUCAAGAAGACAGAAUGGACAAACGUCGAGCAGAAUACAAGAGGCCCUUACGAACUUAGUGUGAAGGAAAACGGCUGCAUCAUCUUCCUUUCUGGUCUCGAAGAUGGUACUCUACUGGUUUGCAGCAAGCAUUCGACUGGUCCUCGCGAUGAUACAGAAGUCAGCCACGCAAUCGCUGGUGAGAAGUGGGUCGAAAGACAUCUCGCUUCUGUAGGAAAGUCUAAGAAGGAUCUGGCCGCCCAGCUUCGCGCCAUGAACGCUACUGCUGUCGGAGAGUUGUGUGACGAUGAAUUCGAAGAGCACGUCCUCGCAUACAACCCGGAGACUGCUGGUCUGUACCUUCACGGAAUCAACCUCAAUCUUCCUGAAUUCGCCACAUAUCCCCACCACCUUGUCGACAGAUUCGCAUCUGAAUGGGGCUUUAAGCACACCAUGUUCAUCAUCGAGAACGACAUCAACAAGGUCAAGUCCUUCCUCGACAAGGUUGCAGAAACUGGAAGCUAUCACGGCAGAGAGACCGAGGGCUUCGUUGUCAGAUGCCAGGCCCGCGAGACUCCCGACACACCAUUCGAGGACUGGUUCUUCAAGUACAAAUUCGAGGAGCCUUACCUCAUGUACAGACAGUGGAGAGAAUGUACCAAAGCCGUCAUCGCUAAGAAACAGCCCAGGUUCAAGAAGCACAAGGACAUUACAGAAGAAUACCUUCACUACGCUCGCAAACGUCUGAAGGAGGACCCCAAGCUCGGAAAGGACUACAACAACAACCAUGGCAUCAUCAAGCUUAGAGACGACUUUUUGGCGGAACGUGGCCUAAAGGGCUCCGACAUAAUUCGUCAGGAGAUGGAGAAGGGCAACCAGCACGGCAUGGCUAUCGAUCGCAAUGUUGUGCUUAUUCCCAUCGCGACCAUUGGUUGCGGCAAGACUACCGUUGCUCUCGCCCUGUGUAAGCUGUUCGGCUGGGGCCACAUUCAGAACGACAACAUCACUCAGAAGCCCAAGCCCCUGAGAUUUGCACAGGCAAUUUGCGAUGGGCUUGUUGACUACCCAGUCAUGAUUGCCGACAGGAACAACCACCAGCGUCGCGAGAGAAAGCAAAUCUUCGACGACGUGUCAAAAACUGUUCCUGAUGUACACUUUGUUGGUCUCCACUAUGUUCACGACCGCGCAAGUUACGAUCAGAUUAAGCAGGCAACAAGAGAGCGUGUGUUGAGCAGGGGAGACAAUCAUCAGACAAUUCAGGCUGGUUCAAAGGGACAGCACGAGAUCAUUGGUAUCAUGGACGGCUUCAUGCAGCGUUUCGAGCCAGUCAGGAUUGAGCGUGAGCCUGACGAUGCUUUCGAACAUGUCAUCGAUCUUGAUGUCACCGCUUCUUCCCGCGAGAACCUGGAAACCGUCGUUGCUCAGCUGAACGCAGAAUUCCCCAAGCUUUUCGGUGCUAUGCCCUCUGGUGAAGAUCUCGACAGAGCGAUUGAAGCAGCUCUCAACGACUACAAGCCUGACAUCAAGCACGAGAUCAGUGGAAGCAACAAGUACAAGAACCAGGCACUAAAGCGUGGUCCAAACGGAGCCAAUGGUCAACCUGCACAGAAAGCUCCCAAGCUUGAGUACUUCAGCGCUACGUUGGAUCCCAAGCGUGUCCUGAGCAUCCUUGAUGCAGUCUUCCGCGACGCAGAUGUUGACACCGCAAAGACAUAUCGCGUGCUACAGACACAGAAUCGUGUUCAGCCAGAGUUCCACGUCACCUUGAUGCACCGCGCAUCUGCUUCUCAGAACAAGGAGUACUGGGAGCAGCUUGUAGAGGCUCACACAUCCGCCGUAAGCAAGCCCAACGCCGCACCCGAGCCAAUUCUUGGUAGCUGCAAGGUGUUGCUUGAGCGUCUUGUCUGGGAUGGUAGAUUGAUGUGCUUCGUCGUUCGUCUGAUCCCUGACGAGAAGGAUCAGGCUGGCGUACAUUGGCGUAGUGUCAAUGAAACUGCUCACAUCACUGUCGGCACUGUCAGCCCUGACAUCAAGCCCAAAGAGAGCAAUGAUUUGUUGAAGAGAUGGCUGCAGUCUGGUAGCGGAGGUAGCACUGGCAUCAAUGAGAUCACAGUCAAGGGUCAUGUUGAGUUGCCUGCUAUUAUCAAGAGUGUUUUGCAGAAGCAUUGA
Aureobasidium pullulans EXF-150 is the source of this 2448-nucleotide messenger RNA. Its product is annotated as tRNA ligase. Gene Ontology annotation, molecular function: phosphoric diester hydrolase activity; GTP-dependent polyribonucleotide 5'-hydroxyl-kinase activity; ATP binding. Gene Ontology annotation, cellular component: nuclear inner membrane. The record is from RefSeq and is a predicted model, not a curated record. The transcript has a single exon. Gene Ontology annotation, biological process: tRNA splicing, via endonucleolytic cleavage and ligation. The coding region runs from base 1 to 2448 and encodes 815 amino acids. NCBI's taxonomy places the organism in Eukaryota, Fungi, Ascomycota, Dothideomycetes, Dothideales, Saccotheciaceae.